AUGCAAACUCCAAAAACUCCCAAUAAAAUAGCAUCUCUUUUGCCGCCACGAUGCAGACCUCGAAACAUCGUCCAGGCCAUUCUGUCAACCAAAAAGCCUCUCUUGCCUCAUCCUCAUCAUUUACCUUCCAAAACCAGCCUAAACUCCUCAUCCACUCAAUCUUCAUUAUCCUUAUCCUCAUCACGCGACACAUCUUUAAAGCACCGUUCUCAGUCAGAAACCAAGCGGAAUAUUCGUAAUCUUGCUGCAAUUCCUUAUAUUUCUGCUUCAUCUUGGUGCAUAUUGGAAGGAAAUUCAGGGAAUCUUAUAUAUGGACACUUUGAAGGACAAAUCAGAGAAAUAGCCAGUCUGACUAAAAUUAUGACGUGCUAUGUCGCUAUAAAAUUAAUUAAAGAAAGCCAAACUUUGAAUUUAAAUACAAUUGUAAAGGUAAGCACUAAUGCGCAAUCUGCAAUUGGGACUUCUGCUGAGCUAAAAGCAGGAGAUGAGCUGACAAUGAAAGAUUUAUUGCAUGGAUUAAUGCUGCCGUCUGGAAAUGAUGCAGCGUGGGCUAUAGCAGAAUUUUUAGGGCAUUAUUUGUCCCCAGCUUCUAUUAAGCCAACUACACAUUUUGUGGCAGAAAUGAAUAGGACUGCAAGAGAGUUAGGACUUGAUAACACUUUAUAUGGGAAUCCUAGUGGACUUGUGUACAAAAAAAACACUUCAACUGCAAAAGAAGUCGGAUAUCUCGCGUCUGUUGCGCUAAAAGAAGAAAUUUUUAGACAAAUUGUAUCUUGCAAAACUUACAUAACGAAUAUCAGGCAAGGAAAUGGAGAGAUCAGAAAAGUUAUGUGGGAAAAUACAAAUAAAUUGCUUGGAAAAGGGUUUGAAGGUGUAAAAACAGGGGUCACUAAUAAAGCUGGGCCUUGUUUGUGUGCGAGCUAUAGAAAUCGUUCUCAUGUUAUCAUUGUUCUUUUGAAUUCACAGUCGAUGGAAUCACGAUGAAGCGAAGUAAAAACAUUAGCUGAAUGGGGAUGCGAAUAG
Messenger RNA from Blepharisma stoltei, 1023 nucleotides. The record is from the annotation of a GenBank genome assembly. Lineage: Eukaryota; Ciliophora; Heterotrichea; Heterotrichida; Blepharismidae.